AUGUUUUUUUACACCCCAAUUUUACUAUUCAUUGUACUGUUAAGUACACUCUCCUGUGGGGACACGACUCCAUAUGACCCCACCUUCCAUAUUCAUGUCCCUCAAUGCUGGAUCAAUGACCCUAAUGGCCCCUAUCGAGACCCUGUCACAGGCAAGAUCCACUUGUACAUGCAAAAUAAUCCUCACGGUCCCAUUUGGGGCAAUAUGUCGUGGUAUCAUGUAACCUCGGAGGAUUACGUCAAGUGGGAGCGCAGCGAAAGCUUAUCCAUGACUAAUGACCGCUGGUACGACUUACAUGGCGCGUUCUCGGGCACAAUGAUGAACAACCAAUUUGGAGACCCAGUUGCCAUAUAUACUUGCGCCGAGAAUGCAAGUGAGGAGGAUAUUGCUCAAGGCAGGCCUGACAUCCAGCGUCUGUGUAUCGCGAACCCAUCCAAAGCCGAUCUUAAGGGCAAACGCACGCUGGACAUCUUCGAGAAGAGCCCGUUCAACCCUGUCUUAAGCGAACUUGAUGUACCUGGGCUAGUUCAUCUCAACAAUCUUCGUGACCCAACAGAGGUGUGGCCUGAUCCGGCGCAUCCCAAUGAAUGGCUUUUUGCACUUAUUGCACGCGUUAAGGAUGCAGAGGGUGACAAUGCGCAUGUGGUUCUCUUCCGCACCACAGACCCCACGUUCCAAACCGGCUACAAGUUUUCGCAUAGCCUUUAUAAGUACUACCGUGAAGAAAUGUUAGAGUGCCCUGACUUCUUUACUGUGGACAACACCAAUGGGUACUUUCUGAAGCUUACAACAAUGGGCGCCCGCCGUGAUUUUGUCGUGUACGGCAGGUACCAGAUGGACAGAAAGAAGAAGCAAUACGUUUAUGUUGAGGACACUGACCGCACCACCACGUUCAUGGAUUUUGGGCCUUACUAUGCGUCCAAGACCUUCUACGACCCAAUCCUGAAGCGGCGCAUGAUUUGGGGUUGGGUUCCCGAAGAGAUGGAGCAAGAGCAGAAUGUGAAGGUUCAGGGAUGGGCUAGCGUGCAAGUUCUACGUGGAAUCGCCUACGAUGAGAAGCAGAAGCGUCUCAAAUACCCACUGAUUCCUGAAUUAAAAGCUCUGCGCAGGGCGCGCCUCCUCAACGGGACUCUGACGCUUUCGACUGGCAGUGUCAGUACUGUUCUGACUCCGUUUGAAGUAGGAACGAUGCAUCAGGAGAUUAUUGCAAAGUUCACUUUUUCCGCAAAUCUUCUUGAUGAAACGAAGGGAUACACCAAAGAAAAUGCCCCUGAGGUGGGCUUGCGUAUCCGCACUAACACCAAUGGAUUCGAAUACACAACUGUGGCACUGAAGAUGCCGGCGGCGAAAGCAGAUUCAAACGUGUGUCAUGAAUGCACCUACCCGAAAGGGCGAAACACAGCAUUUAAAAUCUAUCCCAUCAAUAAUUACAAGGGAGCCGCGAUGAACUGCGGUAAGGAAUGCACAAAAGAACGCACCUGUGAGUCGUGGGUUCUGCAUGAAACUGGAAAUAAGGACAUGAUGCAGUGCACACUGUACUGGGACCAUAGUUUUAAGGUGCCUACCCCGAAUAAGAUUGUGUCCAGCGGUGUCGCAAGUGAGCCGCUUCUAUAUCUAGAGCGUACUAAAUCGGGUACCAUUGGCUACAACUCGCCACUGCACGGCUGUGCGCCGUUGGCGUCGAGCACCGAGUUUGAGCUUCGUAUUUUUGUUGAUAAUAGUGUCAUUGAGGUGUUUAAGGACGACGGUCUGCAGGCCAUCAGCGGCCGUAUGUACAUCCCCGAUGGUGUCGCUCACAGCGGUGUUGGACUCUACACCCGCAACACGGGUGAUGUUCCUGUCAGUGCCAACAUUCAAGUGUUUUCGAUGGACAGCAUGUGGAACUAG
Phytomonas sp. Hart1 is the source of this 1887-nucleotide messenger RNA. Lineage: Eukaryota; Euglenozoa; Kinetoplastea; Trypanosomatida; Trypanosomatidae. The record is from the annotation of a GenBank genome assembly.